AUGCAGUGGAUUUCGACCUUAGUCAACUUAUUCCCAAAACAUUGGGCUAAAAGUCUCCCAGCUGAGGAUCUCUCUGCUGAAAGUGAGAUUAAUGAAGGCACCGACGUUGGUACUUGCACGGGCACUCCUGAAAACAUCAAUGAAGAUGUCUCGAAAGAAGCAUUUGAUUUGGAAGAAGGUUUUCAAAGUGUGCAAGUGAACAUCCAUGGAGCUUUGAUUGUGUUCAAGUUCAUGAUGAUUCGAAUUGUCUGGUACGCUUGUUUCGACAACGCCAUGCGAAUUCUUAAUGCGGAUGAUAGAUCACAGUUUGUGGAAAGUACUCAAGCUUUCCAACUGGUGGUUUUCAAUGGAUUUAGACUGCUUGUCAGCUUACACGAGGAGAUCAUGCGGACUAUCCGCUGUAUGGCACUCGGCCUAAUGCACCCAACAUCAUACUGUGCCGAAAUGAUUAUGAGUUAUCACAGUCUCAGGGAUGAAAUCAACAGUUUUGCAUCCAUUGAGUAUCCUGACAAUGCUUGGGGUGCUCAGGCGAGCCACCUUAGGAAUGAAGUGAUCCGUAAAUUUAACGAGGAUACUCAACUGGUGAUAUACUACUGCGGUUAUAUGAUACCGAGCUUCUGGGAAAUGGCUAUCGCAAGGCUGAAAUUGCACAUGGAGCUCGCGUGGGAAAAAGUAGGAACCCUUUAUUGUUUCGUGUUUACUUUGCUAUGGGUUCUCCUGACUAUUCCCACAGAAUUAGUGAGUUCUGCGCUGGAAAUAGCAACGACAUCUCUUUCCCAAAACAUGGCCGUGAGCGAUCUGGAACCUCCCUUCAUGUAUUACAGAACUGUGCCAUGGGAGAAUUGGACAAGCACACAAACACUCUGGAUGUGCCUUGUAUCAGGUCUCGCUUUACUUCUCUUGACCACGUUGAUUCUUCUCUUCGUCAAACCUGCCUUCUUUCAGAGGAUUAAGAAUUCAUUUAGUAAGACAACAAGAACCGCAUAUGCAAGAUGGAAGAGUAUCGGAAAGUCCCUCGAAGGACCUUGGCCUAAGGACAUCUCAAAAGAGGAUUUCGCCUCGGUCGGCGCUUAUAGGCCUUCGGUCGUAGGUAUUCAUUUGGAGUCUGUUUACAAAGCUAGGCUCGAUGAAGUGGAGAUCAACACUUGCUGGGUAACAGUGCCCGUGGAGGACGUUUAUAGCGACGAUCCGCCACCAAUGAGAAGGGCUCCCCCAGGGCUCCAAACGCAAGCUCACACCACGGAGCCCUAG
This is a messenger RNA of Australozyma saopauloensis, 1251 nucleotides long. RefSeq lists its product as uncharacterized. Lineage: Eukaryota; Fungi; Ascomycota; Pichiomycetes; Serinales; Metschnikowiaceae. The transcript has a single exon. The coding region runs from base 1 to 1251 and encodes 416 amino acids. The record is from RefSeq and is a predicted model, not a curated record.